This is a messenger RNA of Fonticula alba, 1278 nucleotides long. RefSeq lists its product as hypothetical. Gene Ontology annotation, biological process: cell migration; mitotic centrosome separation; centrosome localization. Gene Ontology annotation, molecular function: microtubule binding. The transcript has 4 exons. Gene Ontology annotation, cellular component: centrosome; kinetochore; kinesin complex. Lineage: Eukaryota; Rotosphaerida; Fonticulaceae. Bases 245 to 1171 code for a protein of 308 amino acids. The record is from RefSeq and is a predicted model, not a curated record.
CGACAUCCUCGACAGCGAGCUGCUGCCGGCCACGGUGGCCGAGUGCCACCAGCUGAUCCAGGACACCCGCCAGGCGUUCUACUUCUUCCGGAGCGAGAGCCGCUCGUUGGAGGGCGCCCUGGAGGGGGCCCUGGAGGACGCGGACGCCCGGACCCAGCAGGCGGAGGACACCGUGCGAGACCUGACCGCGGCGCUGGUGGAGUUGCGCGGGCGCUCGCGCACCCGCGUCCUCGAGGUGGAGGACAUGUGGCGCGGGGCCGAAGCCGAGCGCGACCGGCUGCGCGACCGGGUGCGCGAGCUCGAGCAAUUGAACGACGACUUCGAGCGGUCGCAGCGUGUGGUUUCCGCGUCGCUGGCCGACCUGGAGGCCAGGUUCACGCAGAUCAUGGAGCACAAUGUCCUGCUGGAAAACGAGAAGAUCGAGCAGGCGGCCCUGAUCCAACACCUGCGCGAGGACUUGCGCGACACCAAGCAUGAGCUUCAGGUUUUGACGGCCAGCCGCGACCCGGGACCAUCGACGCCGGUCCGCUCGCCCGGCUCUCGGCGCCCGGCCCCCGGGGUGACUCCGCCGGCUGCUGGGACGCCGGCGGCCGCCAGCAUCCGCCUGGUGGCCAGCCCAGCGGGGCACCAUCCCCGAACGCCGGGCAGCAUCCGCCAGCCAGGAACCGCCGGGGCCGGGCCCGCGUCGCCGACGCCCGGGCGCCUGGCCCCGGGGCUUGCCCUGCUCAUUUCCCCGCCUGCGGUUGCCGAGCGCCUGCGAGAGUCGAACCUCAUUGCCACGGACGGGGUGGCCUCCGGCGCGGCCCUGGACCCGGGGCCCGGUUCGCCCAGCCGGCCGGCCGGGCUUGGCAAUGGCCCGCGCGCCGAGGCCGGCGCCCCGGCCGGGCCAGAGGCCCCUGCGCCGUCAUUGGAUCUCAUGCUGGCCCCCGGGUCGCCGGGGGUCAUCCGCCCCGACCGGACACACGUCAUGGCCCGCGUGCAUGCGCUCGAGGAACAGAUCCGCGCCUGCCGGGAGCUCUUCGCCGGGAUGUAUUCCUCGCUGGUGCCGGUUCCCUUCCCGGAGAUGGCGCCCGGCCGGCCUGCCGGCCAGCAGCCGGCGCCGGUGCCGACGUCGACGCCGCUCCUGGAGCCCGCCAAUGCCGGGCCCGAGGAGGAGAUGGAAUCCUACUGAGCCGAAUAGUGUGCCUUUUUGUGUGUCCGUGUGGUGCCUCCCGUGGACCAUGGCCCCUCCUGCCUUGUCCCCCUGGGCGGCACCAUGUUUCCCUCCUGGCCUCCCCC